AUGGUACCAUGCGGCAAGGGGAGGCUGUUGCACCAUAUCAUCUGGCUGCUCAUAUGUGGACUUGGAGUUGAUGGCCGCAAAGGUUUCAUCAAGAACGGCAGACUGCAGCCCCUCGUGCCAGGUCAAGCACAAGGCAGAAAUAUCUUGAAGGAUGACACAUUCCUGCCUAAUGCAGAAUCGUUUGUGGGCCACGUCACGAGUGAUCCAGGCCAGGAAUUCGGAUUGUGCACGCUGAACGAAUCGCGUUGGCACCUUGAGACAAAUGCUGUCUGCAAGGACAAACUGACUUGUGUUCCCAUAUUGACGCCAGUGCAUACGCCAGGGAGGCAGCAAGAUCUGGAGAGAAGAGGGGUUUGCGUGAAAUUCCAAGAACCUGUGAGCUACGUGUUCGACUCAAAUGGCAGCAUGCCCAUCCCUGUGGCGUACUUCCCUCUUACCGAUGGCAACACCGCGUCAUGGCCAAUAAAAUCUUUUGAAGCUGUAAACGCCAGCACUGCUGUCUUUUCUGAUGAUGAAAUUUUUGGGCGCGUCCUGCAUUGCAAGGAGGGUGCAGUGGUGUUGCCAUCCGUUAGCUAUGGUCGCACUGGCCAGUUUGCAAUCAACAUGUGGGUUCGCCCAAUGGGUCCAAGAGACGACAUUGCUUAUCAGUAUAUCUAUUCCCACACCAAGUUGGGAGGCCAACCAGGAGGUCUGUCUGACUCACAGAUCCAUAUCUAUUUAGCACGUUCAGGACUUCCUGCUCAUGGAGUAUUGCGGACAAUGGUGAAGGAUGGAAACGACGUUGGGGCAUCCAAUUUCCUGGACUCGGAUGGAGUGGUCUCAAACAACGGGCUCCGGGCUGCUCUUGAGGAGAACCCAAAUUUAUUUGACAACAAAUGGCAUAUGGUGACAGUUACGAGCAAUGGCGCAAGCGAGAAAGGGUUCUCUCUGUACAUUGAUGGUAAAAUCGCCGGGAAAAUGGCAGAAGAAGAGCCAAAUCAGGAGGCGGAAGGUGGUGACCCUGUCAAUCUCAGUGGUGAGAUCUUCCUAUGUUCUCGAACUGACCAGUCACCCCAGAGGCUAUUCAACGGCAAAUUGGCCCAUCUCGCCCUCUUUGAUGAACGACUUUCACCACCAGACGUCAUGAGGUUGUAUGCCACAUUCUUCUCCACAAAGGCCAUGCUUCAACAUGGGUCGCCUGAAGGGAAACAUUUUACCAAAGAUGGCCAUCCAUGCUAUUUUCCUGCUAUCUUGAGGGGAGGAUGGGUUGAUGAAUGCUCUCUGGUAGAUGAUUUUCUGCAGUGCCCAUUCGCACCAGGAAGUUGGCAAAAAUGUGACCAGCGUAAUGUAUCAAAUGCGAUUGAGGGGCAAAGAGGGGAAGCAAGAAAGCGGGAUUUGGCAGUGAACCGCUACACAUCCGACGGCGAGACCUGCCAUUUUCCAGCUUUUUAUGGCGGCCGCUGGUCAUCAGACUGCCUGGAAAUCAACGGGAAGAGCAGAUGCCAAGUUGAAGGUUCUACUGUGUGGAAGGAAUGCUCUGAAUAUGAACCAAGUGCAGGCGAGGAGGAAGCCAGUUUACAAUCUCCUACAAGGAUGACGAUUCGCGGCGAGCCUUGUGAGUUUCCAUUUCUACAUGAUGGAAAAAAGAUGACAGAUUGUACAAUAAUUGCUGGCCAUUGGUCAUGCAAGGUGGAUUCUGGGGAAAUCGUUCCAUGCCGUGUUGAACGCGAUCCCGGCACAGAUUCCACUACCAAAUCAUCUGAGCUGCCCAUCAGCAGAGUUACAGUGGAUGGCGAGAAGUGCUCUUUUCCAUUCUGGUUUGAUGCGACGUCCAUAGGCGAUUGUGCAAACAUGGACGGCGUGCCCACCUGUGCAACCAACGAAGGCGUCCUGAAGGAAUGUGCUCCAUUGCGCCUAGCAAUCUCUGGAAAGCCAUGCGCAUUCCCAUUUGAACGCGACGGGAUAAACCACACAGAGUGCUUGGAAAUCGAAGGCGAAAGCCAAUGCAUGAUUGCAGAUGGCAAGAUGGAGGCCUGUGCACCAGUGGAGCUGCAAAUUCCUCCAGCAUUCUCCUUCUCAGUGAAUGGGGAUGCCACCUUGUUGGCAGGGCGAGUCACGGUCCACAAUAACGUCUGCUCAUUCCCAUUCUGGUAUGGGGGAGUGCUGCACUCGACGUGCGUGCCACGCUUUGAAGGGGACGCCGACAGCUUCUGCCACACUGGACAGGGCAACCUGGAGCAGUGCAAACCGGUGAGAAGGACAGUCGACGGGAAGGAUUGCAGCUUUCCAUCCAUCUUCAAUGGGGAUGUGCUCUUGGAUUGUGUAGAGCAAUCAGGAGAUGAGUGGUGUACUGCAGCAGAUGGAGACUUUCAAAUUUGCGCACCAGCAAAUCAACGCGUUCCCCAGGAGUUGUUGGUGCCAUAA
Ostreobium quekettii is the source of this 2403-nucleotide messenger RNA. The record is from the annotation of a GenBank genome assembly. NCBI's taxonomy places the organism in Eukaryota, Viridiplantae, Chlorophyta, Ulvophyceae, Bryopsidales, Ostreobiaceae.